CAUCAAAAAAUUGCUUGAGCCCACAUUGCCGAGGCGCACUCGUUAGCCCGACCCAUCAAGUCGCCGGAUCCCUAGACUUGUAUAACCUUGUUCUAAUACCCGCAUCAUAUUGUAUACUGUCAACGAUCUCUCUGUAAUUUUCACGACGCAUACUCUCUCUACGCCAAUCACCCAAUGUCUCCUGUAGCGAUGCCAGCACCUCUCGAGAAUCCAUUUACUCCUCUUAUAGACAACCUCCGCGCUGCACCCACUGCACCAGAUGCUAAGGGUGCUGCUGAUAGAAUAGCUCGAGAGGUGGCGAAGCAUGGCCUGCAGUCUCUCGAAAACCACAACGUCCUACAAACUCUAAAUGGGUUUGCGACUAACAAAAAGUCUGGUUAUGAGCGAGAAUCUGCAGCAAUUGCCUUCCAAUCUUUAGCCACUGUUCUUGGUGCAGGAGUAACACCUCUCCUUAUCCCAUCUCUUCCGAUUAUAUUCGAUCUUUACAUGGACAAGGGCGACGUUGUUCGAUCUGCUGCCACUUCCGCUGUCAAGACUCUCAUGAAGCUAUUUCCGCCAGAAGCUGUACGAGAGUUGUAUGGCGUAUUGACCGUCAUCUUAGAAAAUGGAAAAUGGAGGACGAAGGUUGGAGUCCUAGAUGCACUGCGUUCAUUUGUUGCUUCGGCGCGUGACUCUGUAGCCGCUGAGCUGGGAACCGUAUUACCAAAGGUCGAAAAUGCCAUGCAUGAUACAAAGCAGGAGGUGUCUACUGCUGCAAUUAAAUGUGCCACAUCUUUGUGCACAACUCUGGCCAAUCCAGAUCUUGCCCCCCACAUCCCCGUUCUUGUGAAGUGUAUGUCAACGCCCGAUUCAGUACCAGCAUGCAUCAAAGCCCUUUCGUCAACCACGUUCGUUGCCGAAGUAACGGCGCCAGCUUUGGCUGUUUUGGUCCCUCUCUUGAUUCGGGCCUUGAACGACCGAAGUAUGGAAGUUCAACGACGUACCGUUGUCGUUAUUGAAAAUUUGGUGAAACUCGUCCGGGAUCCACAAGUUGCUGCGCUGUAUCUUAGUCCCCUCGUGGAAGGAACACAGAAGAUCGCAAAAGGGGCAGCGUUUCCUGAGGUUCGCGCCUUUGGCGAAGCUGCACUCCAAACGCUGCUUAAGUCUGGAGCCUCAGCCGAAGGCCGUCCGUCUCAUCAUCGGGACAUUGAAGGAGAAACAGCCGCGGUUCUCACAGUCUUACUUAAUCUUUUACCCGAAGAACUUCGAAGCCUGUCCUCUACUGCCAAUGGACCUUUGGGCCCCAAUUCGACACUUUUGGGCCACUCUGUUGAUUUUGUUGCAUCGUUGGUAGCCGACUUGGUUUAUGACCGCCGAUUCAAGGACAAGGAUGCUUGGAAUCGAUGCAUCGGUGUGUACAUGACUCCGUGGCUGAAUACAGAGAAGGCUUCUGCCUUUGCCAGUACUGUGUCGGAACAUUUCUACGCCAUAGAGAAGUCCAAAUAUACUGUUGUUCAGACCGGAGACGAGGAAGGCGAAGUCUUAUGCGAUACCCUUUUCUCUCUUGCGUAUGGUGCAUUACUGUUACUUUCUCAUACCACUCUCCGUCUCGUCCGGGGAAGACGAUAUGGUAUUCUCGGCACAAACGGGUCUGGAAAAUCAACCCUCAUGAGGCAACUCCGGGACGGUAAAGUCGAGAACUUCCCUCCGCAGGACCAGCUCUGUUGUGUCAUGGUAGAACAUUCUUUACAAGGAGAGGACGCUUCGUUGUCUGUGCUCGAUUUCAUUGCGGCAGACAAAGCAUUGGUUGAUGUCACUCGUUCCACAAUACGGGAUCAACUAUUAGAAGUCGGAUUUGAUGAUGCCAGACAAUCUGACACUGUUGGCGGACUUUCGGGAGGGUGGAAAAUGAAGCUCGAACUUGCAAGGGCGAUGCUAUAUAAUGCUGACUUAUUGCUAUUGGAUGAGCCCACUAAUCACCUGGAUCGUGCAUCUGUUCUAUGGCUAGAGAAAUACCUUAUAGCACAUGACAAGGUUACUUGUCUAAUUGUCAGUCACGACUCUGGUUUUCUAGACAACGUGACAACAGAUAUCAUACACUACGAAAGCAAGAAGCUUGUUUAUUACCCCGGAAAUCUCUCUACAUUUGUCGAGCAACAUCCCGAAGCCAAGUCUUAUUACACUUUAGCAGCCACCUCUGUCAAAUUCUCAUUCCCGCCACCUGGUUCAUUAAUGGGUGUGCGAAGCAAUACUCGGGCUAUAUUGAAGAUGUCCAACUGCACAUUUACUUAUCCUGGACGUAGUUCUCCCAGUCUCUACAACGUUAGCUGUGCGCUGUCUUUAUCGAGUCGUGUUGGUAUCGUGGGUCCCAACGGUGCUGGAAAGUCGACAUUGAUCAAACUCUUAACCGGGGAGACUGUACCUCAAGAGGGAACUGUGUACAAACAUCCAGCUCUUCGGGUUGGUUAUGUGUCACAGCAUGCAACCCACCAUAUAGAACGUCACCUGGAAAAGACUCCGAUCGGUUACAUUCAAUGGCGCUUUCAAGAUGGACAUGACCGUGAACUAUUGGAGAAAACCACCCGUGUCCUGACCGAUGAAGAAAAGAAAGUCCUCGACACAGAGUGGGUAGGAAAGGAUGGGUCUAAGCGCAAACUAGAGCUUAUCAUGGGUCGACAAAAGCUGAAGAAGUCCUUCCAGUAUGAAAUCAAGUGGCGUGGUUUGGAUCACAGAUUUAAUACCUGGGUUCCGCGUGACGACUUGAUCAACAAAGGCUUUAGUAAACUUGUGCAACAAUUCGAUGACCUAGAGUCUUCACGGGAAGGUGCUGGUACUCGUGAUACCGCCGCGCAUCUCGUACGAAAGCACUUGGAAGACAUCGGUUUGGACGGAGAUAUUGCCCAAUAUAAUGAGAUCUCUGGUCUAUCUGGAGGGCAAAAGAUUAAAUUAGUGAUCGCAGCAUGCCUCUGGAAUAACCCACAGAUAUGUAUCUUAGACGAACCGAGUAAUUUUUUAGAUCGUGAAGCGCUAGGUGGGUUGGCUGUAGCGAUUAGAGAUUGGGCGGGUGCUGUAGUUAUCAUUUCUCAUAACCACGAAUUCGUCUCCGCCCUGUGCCCGGAAAUAUGGAACGUCGAUGCCGGCCGCAUGACCCAGCAGGGAAAAGCUGCUGUUGUUGAGGAUGCUUUCCUCGAUAAGAAGGGAAGUGGAACUAGCACGCCGGUCAGGUCCAGACAUCAAACUCCGGCUGCUUCUGCUGCUGGGACCCCCGCCGGAAGUGGCACUGAGGGUGCAGGUAGCGGAAAAGUGACACCAGUCAAGAAGAAGAAGAAAUUGACACGCAACCAGCUUAAAGCUCAAGAAGAGCGAAGGAGACUGCGAAAACUGCAUUGGCUGACGCAUGGUGGACCGAAGCCGGAGGAUACUGAUAGCGACACAUAGUAUUUGUUGGUUCCUAUUAUAGAUAUUUCGAUAGUACCCUUAUAGAUAAUCAUCUUACAUUACUGUGAA
Molecule: messenger RNA, 3486 nt
Organism: Guyanagaster necrorhizus
Lineage: Eukaryota; Fungi; Basidiomycota; Agaricomycetes; Agaricales; Physalacriaceae
Exons: 20
Coding region: 175-3417 (1080 amino acids)
Molecular function (GO): ATP binding; ATP hydrolysis activity
Source: RefSeq, a predicted model, not a curated record